UCAGUUUGCAGCAUUUUGGAAUUAUAAUUGAAACACAAGGGGUUAAUUGAUCUUGAGAUGAACAGACAAAGAAGAAAAACAGAAAAACAGAAGAGGGCUGGAGACAGAGGACAGUGGGCCAGUAAAACUGAAUAUAUUCUGGUUGUUGCAGGAAAUGUGGUUGGUUUGGGCAACGUGUGGAGAUUUCCUUACCUCUGCUACAAGAAUGGUGGAGGUGCCUUUCUGGUGCCGUAUGGUCUGUUAGCUGUGGUGGUUGGGUUACCUCUGUUCCUACUGGAGAGUUCAGUAGGUCAGUACACCCAGGAAGGAUUCAUCACCUGCUGGAGGAAGCUGUGUCCACUGGCACAAGGAAUUGGAUAUGGAAAUACUAUAAUUAAACUGUAUGACUUCAGCUACAUUAUAAUUCAAGUCUGGGCUCUCCUCUACCUGGUGUUGUCAUUCAGAUCCCAGCUCCCCUGGGGCAGUUGUGAGAACACCUGGAAUACAGAUUCAGACAAAUCAUACCGUGCUGACAAACACCACCUCUGCUGCUACCGAGUUCUGGGAACGGCGAGUGCUGGGCAUGUCUGGAGGCAUUGAGGAGCUGGGCAGUGUGAGAUGGGAGCUGGCUUUGUGUCUUCUGGCCAGCUGGAUGUUCUGCUACUUCAGUAUCUGGAAAGGUGUC
This is a messenger RNA of Dicentrarchus labrax (European seabass), 664 nucleotides long. Its product is annotated as sodium- and chloride-dependent betaine transporter-like. Gene Ontology annotation, biological process: sodium ion transmembrane transport. The record is from RefSeq and is a predicted model, not a curated record. Lineage: Eukaryota; Metazoa; Chordata; Actinopteri; Moronidae. The coding region runs from base 58 to 579 and encodes 173 amino acids. Gene Ontology annotation, cellular component: membrane. The transcript has 5 exons.